AUGAAGUGUCCUUCACGUUUAAUUGUCUUUAUUUUGUCUUUGUCUUUCUGUGCUGAGGCAAAAUUGGUAGAAGAUGAUUCUUCUGGCUUUGCCGACUUUUCCAGAACAAACGUAAAUGAAUUUAAUAACAAACCAAUAACAUUUUCAUAUCCUGUUCCAAGAUGGCUCAAAGGAACAUUGAUUCGAAAUGGUCGUGCCAGGUACGAAAUGGGACAAAGGUCAUUCACAAAUGCAUUUGAUGGUUUUGGCAAACUUCACAGUUUUACGUUUUAUAGCAACGGGACGGUGUCAAUGUCUGCAAGAUUUCUACAGACAGAAUACUAUAAACAAUCUCUAGCUACUAAUACAAUUGCACCCUAUUUUCAGUUUGGUAAGCUAGUUCCCCCAUAUAAUGAAAUGGAAAAAAUAGAAUCGCUGAAAAACCAAAUGGAAAACUUGAACGUAAAUGUAUAUAGGAUACGUGAUUCAAAGACUGGUGUAAGCAUAGUUCCUUACAUUAAAAGUAUCAUAACUUUGUAUCGAAUGACAUCAGUUGGAGAUCGAGAGGAAAUUGUCCCGUGGGAUAUUGAAGCACAAACUUACAUGCACUCAUUUUCUGUCACAAAGAACUAUGUGAUUUUCAUUGGUCAGCCAGUUUCAAUAGAUAUAAUGAAGGUAGCAGAAUAUGAUCUAAUUACAACAUCGGUUUCUGCAGAAUCUUUCAAACCAUCAAAAAAUAAUUCAUUUGCAAACAAUUUAGAUAUGCCGACCAUUAAUGAGAAUUUCAGACACGUUAAAUACUGUUACGCAUAUGGAUUAGUCUUAAAAGCAGACAACAAAAAUUUUAAUAAAUGGGCAUUAGUAAAAAAAGAUGUAUGUAGAGUAGACGGCGAUUUAUCAUGGGUAAUUGAUAACCAUUAUCCAUCUGAAGCUUGGUUUGAACCUACACCUAAUAGUUCCAGAGAAGAUGACGGUGUUUUAAUGACACAUGUUUUUGAUGGCAUCAAGAAAGAAAGUUAUCUUGUACUCAUUAAUGCUACAACCAUGGAAACAAUGAAUAAAGCCAUUUUACCUACCACCAUGCCUUUCAGUUUUCAUGGUAGAUUCUUUCAAGACAAUUAA
This is a messenger RNA of Mytilus californianus (California mussel), 1101 nucleotides long. RefSeq names its product retinoid isomerohydrolase-like. Gene Ontology annotation, biological process: carotene catabolic process; retinal metabolic process. Gene Ontology annotation, molecular function: beta-carotene 15,15'-dioxygenase activity; carotenoid dioxygenase activity. Lineage: Eukaryota; Metazoa; Mollusca; Bivalvia; Mytilida; Mytilidae. The coding region runs from base 1 to 1101 and encodes 366 amino acids. The record is from RefSeq and is a predicted model, not a curated record. The transcript has 4 exons.